UAAAUUGGCGGGUCGGAGUUUGUGGGAAAACAAACGGAGGAGAAGUUUUCCCGGAGUCUCGAGCUAUUCUCCUUUGUUUUCAUGAUCUUCAUCAGUCACUCCUCCUCCUCUUGGUCCGCUGGGCAGUGAGGCUCCCGCAACGGACAGACCGAGCCGGAGGAAGAGGAGGAUGCGGAGAUGAAGCUGCUGCUGUGGAUCGUCGUGUUAUCCCUGCGGAGCCCCGCGGGGAGCUGUGGGAGCGCAGGUGUGGUGUUCACAAAGCAUCCGUCCAAUCAGACGGUGUCUCAGGGGAACGAGGUGCGGCUGGGCUGUGCGGUAGAAGGCGUGACGGAGCCGGAGAUCACCUGGAUGAAGGACGGCGAGAAGCUGUACAGCACAGAUCAGGUGUUCCUCACGCUGGGAGAGCAGCACUGGGAGACGUCACACAGUGUGAAGUCGGUCCAGCAGCUGGAUGCGGGUCAGUACUGGUGUGAGGUGGAGUUCCACGGCCUGACCUUCUCCUCUGAGCGCGCCUGGAUUACAGUGGAAGGAGUUCCUCACUUCACCCAGGAGCCUCAGGAUGUGGCGAUGUUCGCCGGCACGCCCUUCAACCUGACCUGUGCCGCCAUCGGCCCCCCCGAGCCCGUGGAGGUGCUGUGGUGGCUGGGAGGAGUCCAGGAGGGGGAGCCCAGACCCUCACCUUCCAUCCUUCACGUCCCAGGUGUGAACAGCAGCAUCAAGUUUUACUGUGAAGCGAAGAAUGCCAGGGGCGUCUCCGUGUCCAGGACUGGAACCGCUCAUAUCAAAGUGCUGCCGGAGGCGCCGGUCAGCCUGCAGAUCGUAGGGAUGGUGGAUAACAACGUAACGUUGUCAUGGAAACCGGGAUUCACUGGUCACUCUGAACUGUCCACCUGUAUCGUCCAGGUAAAAAACACAGCAGGAGAAGAGUAGAAACCAGUAGAAUCGAUAGAACCAGAGGAAUCAGUUGAUGCGCGAGUUUUUGUUGGCUCAUUUGUGCUUUUAUGUACCUGUGAGUCUGUGUGUCCCGCCUCAGUGCCCUCCGCCGCCCCCAGGAACCUGACAUUUGACCUCUCGGAGCGGCAGCUGUCUCUGAAGUGGGCGGAGCUUCAGGUGGACGAGCUGCAGGGUCGACUGUUGGCCUACAAGGUGCAGUGGACUGUGGGAGGAGAGGCUCAGGAGCCGCUCCUCUUUAAGGAGAACUCCGCCCACCUCUCUGGGGGUGGUCGUUUCUUUAACGCAUCCUUCCAGGUGGCGGCCUGCACGGCGGUGGGCUGUGGGCCGUGGAGCUCCCCGGUGCUGCUGCUGCCCCCUUCAGCGCAGGUCCGGGUCCCGCGGAGCCACAUGUGGGUCGGUCUGCUCCUCGGCCUCCUGGUCGCCACCAUCGUCGGGCUGCUGCUGGCUGUCGUCGCUCAGCGCCGCGGGAAGGAGAUGCAGUUUGGCUCGGCCUUCAAGUCUCCGGGUGCAGAGACCUCAGUGUCCUUCACAGCGGCGCGGUCCUUCAACAGGAACGUGACGGACCUGCAGGAGUCCACCUUGGACGGUCUCUGCAUCAACGACGAGCUGAAGAAUAAACUGAAGGACGUUUUGAUUUCUGAGCGGCUGCUGACGCUCGGACACAUGCUGGGAAAAGGUGAGUUCGGCUCAGUGCGCGAGGCCUUCCUGAAGACUGAGGACUCGUCUGUCCAGAAGGUGGCGGUCAAAGUACUGAAAUCUGACAUCACCUCGUCAGGUGACAUCGAGCAGUGUCUGAAGGAGGCGGCCUACAUGAAGGACUUCCACCAUCCCAACGUCAUCCAGCUCAUCGGAGUGAGCCUCCACCGGCGUCCCGGCCAGCGGCUGCCGAUCCCGAUGGUGGUUCUGCCGUUCAUGAAGCACGGAGACCUGCACACCUUCCUGCUGCUGUCCAGGCUGGGAGACGAGCCGUUUGACCUGUCUCUGCACACGCUGGCCCGGUUCAUGUUGGACAUCUCUCAGGGGAUGGAGUAUCUGAGCAGCAAGAACAUCAUCCACAGAGACCUCGCCGCCAGGAACUGCAUGCUGAACGAGGACAUGACCGUGUGUGUGGCCGACUUUGGCCUCUCUAAGAAGAUCUACAGUGGCGAUUAUUACCGUCAGGGCUCCGUCUCCAAACUGCCCGUCAAGUGGAUCGCUCUGGAGAGUCUGGCUGACAACGUGUACACCACGCAGAGCGACGUGUGGGCGUUUGGCGUGACGAUGUGGGAGAUCAUGACUCGCGGUCAGACUCCGUAUCCUGGCGUGGAAAACUCGGAGAUCUACGAGUUCCUGAUCAAAGGAGAACGUCUGAAGAAGCCGGCCGACUGCAGAGACGACAUAUAUGAGAUCAUGCACAGCUGCUGGAGUCCCGUCCCUAAAUGUCGGCCCAGCUUCCAGCAGCUGGUCGGCCAGCUGGAGGCGCUGUGGCUCAGCCUGUUGCCCGCCUCCCCUCAGAAGGAGCCGUUAUUCUACGUCAACCUGGAGGGCGACGAUGGUGAGCAUGGGGGAGGAGCCCGGGCCCCGGGGCCUGAGGAGGCGGUGGCGGCCUCAAACUGGGGCGUCCCAUGGCAGCGGCAGGUGGAGCACGAGGAGAAAGACUGGCUGAUUGGGUCUGGGGCGGCGUUUGCCAUCGGUGGCGACUACAGGUACAUCACCGGCCCCUGUGGAGUCUCCGAGGAGGAGGCGGGGGGGAGGUGGUCCACAGACACGUUACAGGAGGAGGCGAGGGACGAAGACGACGACGACGUCGUCAUCAACGUGUGACACAGACUGGCCAAUCUCAGCGCUCCUCCGUCAGCUGAUCAGACUCACUUUGAGGCACGGAGCAGCGGGCGGGCGGAGACGCACUGAGGGACAAUCACGACCGCUCCUCCCACUACGGUUCAGAACAAAGGAUCCAUGGAGUCGAUCAGCAGGUGAAUCAGUGACGGAGGGAGGUGCUGUUAGUCACCGAGAGGAAACAGAAGGGGGCGCCGAAACGCCUCAUUCAUUUCAUUAAUAAACGUUUUAUUUUCAGGUCAGUAAAUCAAUAACUCACGUUUUAUUGAUCGAUCAGCAGCUGCUUCUUUGUUCGACGAUUAAUCACUUCCUGUUAACUAAUCAAUUAAUCAGCCUGGAUAUUUUCUUUGCAGCUUGUGUUUUAGAGGACAUUACCAUUUAGGUCUGGAGCUGUGCUUUUAUUUUGAAAGACUGGGGGUUUCCUGAGCACACCCGUGACCCUUACCUGGGCCGGGAGCCUCCAGUUGGACAACCCUGCACUGAACCUGUAUUAACAGGGAAACAUUUCAGGUUUGACCUUCCUGCUGAAGCUCCUCCCACAAAGCAUUUUUCUGAAGCGCUUUGAUUUUAGUUUAUGAUGAGUUGAGAAAUUAUGGGAUGUGUGAAAGCUGCUGGACGUGUACGUGAGGCCUCUGUGGCCUACAUGUGGCCUACAUGUGGCUUCUAUGGUUUCUUCUUCACGGCGUGUCCCACCCUGUCAGUGUCUCUCUGCUGCCCCCGGUGGUGGCUGUUGCUGUAACAGUGAAGCUGUGUUUUGUUAUUACUGAAUUAACUUGAAGUUUUAGUGGCGACAGAUGACUGACCCUCUUAACUGAUUUAUCUUGUGUUGCUAUGACGACACUCUUACCUCUGUGUGUGAUGUCUCACUGACUUCAGGUCUGUAAGAAAGUGAUAAUUAAAUAAAGUGUUUCCUGUUUUCUGCG
Neolamprologus brichardi is the source of this 3695-nucleotide messenger RNA. The record is from RefSeq and is a predicted model, not a curated record. NCBI's taxonomy places the organism in Eukaryota, Metazoa, Chordata, Actinopteri, Cichliformes, Cichlidae.